AACUCAGGCAAACAGAGAGAGAGAGAGAGAGAGAGAGAGCUGUUCAGUGAGGGGUCCUUGGAGUGGGGUUCAGAGCAGGCAGCGUCCAGUCUGGCAGGAAGUGUUGUGUGUUCUCGGAGACGUGCCUGGAGUGGCCAAACCAUGCUGAGUGUGGGGGAGAGAAACCCAGCGCUACUCCCAAGAUGAAGGCGGAGAUGCAGGCUUCUUCCAGAGAGACAGGAGUUUUUUUACUUUUCCAGAAACUGUGCAUCCUCACCUGUUUCCUGUCAGUGGUCAGUGGAGUGAACAUCACCUGCCCAUCCUCUAUCAUAAGAGGUACCUUAGGUGGCUCGGCCCUGCUCUCCGUCAGCUACACCAGCACCAGCUCUGACAAACCCGUCAUCAAGUGGCAGCUGAAGAGGGACAAACCUGUCACUGUGGUUCAGUCUAUCGGCACUGAUAUCAUUGGGAACUUGCGGAGCGAAUACCGUGGCCGCAUCAUGCUCUUCGAAAACGGCUCACUGCUGCUCAACUACCUGCAGCUGUCAGAUGAGGGUGCUUAUGAAGUAGAGAUCUCCAUCACUGAUGACACCUUUACCGGGGAGAAACAUAUGAACCUCACUGUAGAUGUUCCUGUGUCCAGGCCAUUUGUCCAUCUGGUGGCUUCCUCUGUGCUGGAGCUUACUGAGCACUUCACACUGAACUGCACUCAUGAAAGAGGCACAAAGCCUAUUUACGGAUGGCUGAAGGGUGGGAAGCCUCUGACCAAUGACUCACGUCUGCUCCUGUCACAUGACCAGAAAGUUCUGACCAUCUCCAGGGUGGUGAUGUCAGAUGAUGAUAUCUACACCUGCACUGUGGAGAAUCCCAUCAGCAGUAUGAAGAGCAUACCUGUCAGACUCACAGUCUACAGACGAAGCUCUCUCUAUAUCAUCCUUUCCACUGGUGGAAUUUUCUUGCUCAUAACCUUGGUGACGGUGUGUGCCUGCUGGAAGCCUUCUAAAAAAAAAAGGCAGCAGCCUGUCCUGCAGAGCAGGCAGAACAUAGAGCAGAGCAAUGGCAAUCAUGAAGUUGCAGUUGAUAUUGUGCCAGGAAGAAGCUACCAUAAUCGGAAAGGCCCGGGUGGAUUAUACGUCCUGAAGGAGACGGACUUUGGAGAAGAACAGGACGAGGAGACAUGUAACUACAUCCACCCUUUAGAUCCACACAGUCCACCUUGCUAUCCUAGCACAUUCUCCUCUCCAGAAGCAUAUACCUACUCAGGAAGAAGAUACCCUCGCACCCCUGUCCCCUCUCCUCCCCUGACCCCGACCUCCGCCAUGGCUGCGCCAUCCUCACCACACUUGCGAAGCUUACCGCGAAAGUCCCACCCAUCAGCUGCAAGCCCCGCUCCCUCACACACAGAGGAUCAGUCGACUGGACACGAGACUAGCAUUCACAGUCGCAUUUAACCAGCAAAUCAAAGCACACUGUUAGAGACAAAGAAAAGGGAAAUGUUUGAGUGUACAUGUUAACGUGUAGAGGUCUGGGAAAACUGUUCUUACACUGAAUUUCUCUUUUAUAUGAAUCUCUAUUAAAAGUAAAAUUUUAGCAUUUUAAACCAUUUUUAUCCCCUGAAGUGAAAAAGAGAACAUUUCAUUUCAUGAUUCUACUCUGACUCCACUGCAGACAUUCUUGUUAUGGAAGCUGAAAACUUGUUAUGGAAGCUGAAAUAAGUUCUCAGAAUGAUUACUGUUAAAUACACUACAUUGCCAAAAGUUUUGGGACAUCUGCCUUUACAUGAACAUGAAUGUAAUAUGGAGUUGGUCCACCCUUUGCAGCUAUAAUAGCUUCAACUCUUCUGGGAAGAAUUUCCACAAGGUAUAGGAGUGUGUUUAUGGGAAUUUUUGACCAUUCCUCUAGAAGAGCAUUUGUGAGGUCAGGCACUUUAGUUGGACGAGAAGGCCUGGCUUACAGUCUCCGCUCUAAUUCAUCCCAAAGGUGUUCUAUCAGGUUGAGGUCAGGACUCUGGUCAGACCAGUCAAAUUCCUCCACACCAAACUCUCUCAUGGACCUUGCUUUGUGCACUGGUGUGCAGUCAUGUUGGAACAGGAAAUGGUCAUCCCCAAACUGUUCCCCCAAAGCAUGAAAUUGUCCAAAAUGUCUUGGUAUGCUGAAGCAUUAAGAGUUCCUUUCACAGGAACUAAGUGGCUGAGCCCAACUCCUGAAAAACAACACCUGAAUUCAGUGAUUUGGAGGGGUGUCCCAAAACUUUUGGCAAUAUAGUGUAUCUGAAUUUAUUAGGCUUAUGCUUAUUUCACUAGAGUAUGUAAUUAUCAAACAACUUGAUAAAAUUAGGACGUUCACAACAGGACAAAGAUUUUAAUUUUUAGUACUAAUAACCAGCAUUCAAAUAUAAGAAAUCAAAUAUAAGUUAUGCAUAAAGGGUGGAGUUUGACUAAUGCAGACUUCAGCCCAUUUUUCUUCCAUGACAUAUAGUAAUAAAGAGAGAAAUAAAUUCAACAUAACUGUCUGAUUUUUUUAUGUAAACCGCUAUAUGUCAUGCUGGAGCAUAUGUCUUGGGCUGUAAAUAAACUAUAGAAUGUUGACCAAUAUUAAGUGCAUAAAUAAUUCUGUCAUCUCUUUAAAAUCCACAAAAUGUUUUAUUUUGCAUCUUUCAUUUUAAAAAAAUACACUAUUGAAAAACCCAGUCCUGGACACUUCUACUCAAGAUAAAUCUGGCAACCUUGAAAGUGUGAAAUAAACCCUAUGAACCUAUCACUCUAUGAAUCUAUCACACUCAUGUGCUUUUCGUACAGAUUUAGUCCCAAUUUUGCUGUUAUAAUAACCUCCACUCUUCACGGAUGGCUCUCCACUAGAUUUUGGAGUCUAACUGUGAGGAUUUGUGCAUUAGAGAGGUCAGGAACUGAUGUCAGGUGAGGAGGGUCUGGGGUGCAGUCGGUGUGUCCGUUCAUAUCAGUGGCUGUUUUGGCAGCAAAAGGGGGACCAACACAAUAUUAGGCAGGUGCUCAUAAUGUUGUGCCUGAUCAGUGUAUAAUCUUAAUGCAACAUAUAGAAAAGAAAGCAUAACGUUCACCUCAUAACCUUUGGACUUUUGUCACAUGAAUGAGUGUAUCAUACCAGCAAGUAUGGUUAUGCAGACUGACUGUUUAUAUAGCUGUGUUUGUAAAAAUCAGCUUCUUACCCAAUGUAGUGAAAAAAUGUAAAGCACAUUUUUUGUCCAAAAUUCAGCCCCAGGAUUUCCCAGGCUGCUACACAUACUGUAUACUGUCGUUGGUAAUAAAAUUAAAUGUCUGACAGAAGUCAAACAUGUCAGAUUACAUAUAGAAGUACCAGAUAUAUGUGGGGGUCAUGUUGUGAAGUGGCUUUAUGUAAGUUCAAAAAUCAACAUACCUGUACUUCAUGUCCAUUUAUUGCUAUGUUUCUACUUGAGAGAAUGUUAAAUGGAGCACUUUUCAAUUCUUAAAGCAAUAUCAGACACCUAACAUAGCAAUAAACAUUGAAUAGUGGACUGGACAGUCUUUCAAUAAAUAAAACAUGUUAUGUCUAUGAUA
This is a messenger RNA of Hemibagrus wyckioides, 3533 nucleotides long. It is a transcript of the gene hepacama, whose product is annotated as hepatic and glial cell adhesion molecule a. The record is from RefSeq and is a predicted model, not a curated record. Bases 183 to 1430 code for a protein of 415 amino acids. Lineage: Eukaryota; Metazoa; Chordata; Actinopteri; Siluriformes; Bagridae. The transcript has 7 exons.